AUGCGGUCUGCUUUGGUUCUACCAGCCCUUAUUGUCUCUGGAGGCCGUGCCGCGUGGAAGCAGCGGUGCUGCCAACCCGAAUUACUCACCACUGCGGCCACGCGAUGCGUCGGUUCGCUUGUCUUUUCUCCUACUCGUAUUGGCCAAAAGGAUCAGCGGCGCGGCGAUCGCGGCGAGUCGCGCCGCCUGACAUUUGAUGAACGUGCCGAGCGUCGCAUGGGAAAAUCCCGCGAGCAGAAGAUAGUUAGAGAGAACCUGCUGCAGGAGGCGGAAAAAGUCAUUCAAGAGGACGUCCCGGAUGAACUGGAGCAAAUAUUCAUGCAGCACUUUGAGCGGGCGAAUGUGAGCGCCAUGAAAGUGCUCAACAUGGCGAAGUGCCUGGAGCUCCUGGAGGCCGACGUUGGCGGUGGGCGCAAAGUUCUCCUUACGAAGGUGGCGCAGGUCGUGAAGACGAGUAACUCAACAAUUGAAAUUGUCCCCCAGAACGCGAGCUUUGCGAGCCCCAUCCUUCAGCGCGUGACACGUUUUGACGGGACGCUGCAGGUGACGAAGGAACAGCAGAAGAUCAAGGUGGUGAUGCCGCCCGUAACGACUGCCCGCCGUGACAAGGCGGUGCAAGAAAUACAUCAGGUGAUAUCUUUAUUUAAGCAGAAGACAAAGCACGUGCGAACGAACGCGUCCAAGGCGCUACAGGACGCCAGCAUUGAAGAGAACGCCCUGCGAGAGCUGAAUGCGCAGCUGGACACAGCCGUCAACGCCUUCACGGAGGAAAAGGUGGCGGAGCUGGAACAGCUCGCGGCGGAUGUGACAUCCAUGGGUGUGGACGAGUCUGACUUUGGGGCGUGA
This is a messenger RNA of Trypanosoma cruzi, 846 nucleotides long. RefSeq lists its product as uncharacterized. Gene Ontology annotation, cellular component: mitochondrion. Lineage: Eukaryota; Euglenozoa; Kinetoplastea; Trypanosomatida; Trypanosomatidae. Gene Ontology annotation, biological process: translation. The transcript has a single exon. Gene Ontology annotation, molecular function: ribosomal large subunit binding. The record is from RefSeq and is a predicted model, not a curated record. The coding region runs from base 1 to 846 and encodes 281 amino acids.